Bemisia tabaci is the source of this 3568-nucleotide messenger RNA. RefSeq names its product holocarboxylase synthetase-like protein (gene Hcs). Gene Ontology annotation, molecular function: biotin--[biotin carboxyl-carrier protein] ligase activity. Gene Ontology annotation, biological process: protein modification process. The record is from RefSeq and is a predicted model, not a curated record. Gene Ontology annotation, cellular component: cytoplasm. Lineage: Eukaryota; Metazoa; Arthropoda; Insecta; Hemiptera; Aleyrodidae.
GCAGCAGGUAGGAUUCAAUGUUUACUUGAUUACAGGUUGAGUUUGAUCAUUACCUGCUCUCCUUGACAAUGAUUUCUGCCGAAGGGCUGUGUUCAAAGAUUUAGAAAUUUUAGUUAAAAGUACCGCCAAUCAAAGUAGAAGCUCAAUGCUCUUUCCUUUUACUGUAUGGAAUGCUUUAAUUUUCUAAAAUAGUGCCAUUAAACAACAGUGUAAUUUCACCAUUCAGUUCCCAGUUGGUCUGACAGGGUUUUGCAUACUUCCCGAUCCACCUCAGCUCUUAAGAAUGGCGAGAAAUACACGUAUACUGUUGCAUCCAGCAUUUUCAAGAAUUAGUCUUAUCCCAGCUCCUAUGAUUUCAUAUUUGACGUUAUUCAAGAUUUAGGAACUUGGUUUAUCAUGAUCGAGUCUCAGCUGGAAUACCAUUGAAGAAACAUUCCGUUCAGUUGAACCACAUCUAAAUCAAAGUUGUUAUGCCAUUGGAGAAACAUUCUCAGAGAUUUAUUAUCAGCGUGUCAUCUACAACAUGUUGCUUACUUUUUUCUUCAUGGCUGUGUCAUGGAUUCAAUCUUGGCGGUUUAAUAAUAUUAAACAUGCCGUUAAAAAUGUACUGAACUCAAAAUCUUCCAUCUCUAUGUAUAAAGACUGUAAUGGUAGUAUUCCAAAACUGCCACAUUCUCAAGGAAAUGAUAAAGUAAAUUACAUUCCAUGUAGGAGUCUAAGCUCUAGCAUUUGUUUAAAUCAAAAUGAAGCAUUUUUGUCAAAUUUACUGUUCUUUUCACCCAGCAAGCGAGUUUGCUCCGUCCUACCUCAGCAACAAGUGGAUAUCAACAAUUGGAUUGCUGUUCCUUCUGAAAAGACUGAGUUUCCACUCAAAUUGAGUGGACACACCAAUUUAAAACUGGACGAAUCUCAUGUAUUUAUUAUUAUUGAGUCGGAUUUAGGGGAAUCUCAUUCUGUACAAAAUGGUCUUAAUUUUGAAGUAGAAUAUUUUGGAAUACCUAAAAGUUGGUAUGUGGGUGAUUUAUUUGUUCUCUUGCUUGAGUCAGAUCUUAAUCGUCUAGCUGAACUGACAACCCUUUUCUUGUCAAAUAAUCUGUGCUUCAGUAAUAAACUAGAAAUCACAAGGAUAGAGUCGGUUGAAGUCAGGGGUGAACCAUGCAAAUUAUCUGGUGUCGAUCUAACAUCUAUCACUAGAAGAUUAAAAUCUGGAUCACGAGGUGUUAUCAAUAUAAAAGACGAACAAGAAGGCCUCCUAUCCUCCCAUAGGAAAUUAUACUCUGCCAUUUGCGAAGCUGCCACCAAUGCUGUUAGCGAACAUUGUAGUGUUACCGUCUCAGAUUUUGGAUUGACAAUUAAUCCUGAAAGUGCGGAGGAGAAUAGCCAAAAUGGUUACCUGCCAAUUAGGGAAGAAACGGAUCGUGCAAAAUCAUGUGAUAUAGACAGAAAAGACUCUUAUGACAGUUUAUCUUUGAGGUGCCCCAGCGAUUCUGUCAUCAAUCAUAGUAACUCCUCUAAUUACUUCAGCGAAUGUGGGACUCUUAGGAGUACUCCUCUAUCCCAAUUCAAUAAGAGCUGUAUCUCUGUCUACAGACUGGUAAAAAAUUUAGAGAAAUGUGAUGCUGACAAGUCAGGUUUUACAUCUAUGGAUUCACUCAACACUGCCUACAGCACCCUAUCAGGGCGUAGAGUGAGUGUGCCCCACCAUGGAGAGGCUUCAACGGGAAAGCCCCCAGUCAUCACAAUUUUCAGUUCAAGCUCGUCAUCUGUGGAAAAUGUCAGAAAUUCCCUUCAUGAAAUCGUAGAAAGGGAUAGGUACACAAUUCAUUCCCUCAAUCUGAAUAAAAUGAUCUCAUCACCCUGGCUUCAGAAGUCCAAACUAGUAAUUAUUUGCGGCAAUGUUCCUCCUUCAUUAGUUCCUCACUUGCUGAAAUACCUGGUCAGUGAUGGCGGUCAAAUCCUAUGCAUUUGUUCUGAUCUGCUAGGAGUUUUCCUUUCGUCUUUUCAAACAGCUGAAGUUCGGCCUGAUGAAAUUGUACGCUUAAAUUAUGACAAAUGGAAACAUGUUCCUUUGAUGCAUCAUAUCUUCUGCUAUCAGCCUUCACCGACCUCUGAUCAAUUUCCUCCUGAAGAAUCCCUGAGCGAUUCUGUGUCAGCCAGAACUCCUUCAUCAGUUGAAGUAAUUGACAUGAACAACGAGUCGCACACAUUACUUGUCAAGGUCCUUGGUGUUGAAGAAACGUGGCACACUCCAAGUUUCCUUCUGGCAACCUGUCUCUCCUCUGAGGGGAAAGUUCUCUUCUCUCAAGUGCACUUAGAUUCAGACCCAGUCAAAUCGGAAAUUUACUCUGAGAAACCGAGCUCCGACAAAAAAGUGCGCUUGGAAAUCCUCGCAGAUUUGCUUCUGAAACACUUUGAUAUCAAAUGUUGCCUGGAAACGGUCAAGAGCAGUUACACUCCUGCUUAUUUCCUCGGAAAUCAUGAACAGAAGUCGUCUUUUCUUGAAGAUAUAAAGGAAUCCAUGAUUGACAAUGGUUUGAAAAUCAAAGAUUUGGCCAUCAAAUUUUAUGGCAAAGGGCAGAACCCGUCGAAAGCCAGUGAAAAUUUCCUGCCGAUUCUAUUACAUUCUUGUCCAGCAAGAUUCUCAACAGUUGAGUACUUUGAUAAUCUCAAGACAAAAGAAUUUGGCCGUCUGGUGAUCUACUCAGAUAUUUUAAAAACAUCCAUGGCCUUGUUAGCAGGACCAAAAAUGGCAAAUGGGCUGGCUGUGAUUCCGCGACUCCAAACUCGAGGCUCAGGCAGAGCUGGAAAUGAGUGGCUGAGUCCAGAAGGGUCAGCCUCCUAUUCGAUCCAACUUCAUAUCUCUCUUGACUCAGAGCUAGGACAACACUUGUCCUUACUACAACAUAUCGUAAGUCUCGCUUCUGUGCACGCUAUCGUAUCCAAGCCUGGUUAUGAAAGACUCAGCCUGGGACUGAAGUGGCCUAAUGACAUAUAUGCUGGGGACAAUGUCAAAAUAGGAGGAGUUGCAGUGAACACUUUUAUUUAUGGUCGAACAGCAGUUUGCAACAUUGGUGCUGGGUUGAAUUUGAGCAAUAGUCUGCCGACCACUUGUAUCAAUGAUAUGGUAGAUGAAUUGAGUCAAAGCUCUGGAGGGAAACUCAAAAAGAUUUCACAUGAAUCAUACUUUGCAUGGGUUUUCAACGAGUUGGAACUGUUUGUCAACGCUGCUCAAGAGGGCCGAAUUCCUGAAAUUCUUGACCUGUACUAUCAGUAUUGGCUACAUGAAAAUGCAGAGAUCAGUGUUGUGCAAGCAGAUGGGUCUAAAAAGAAUGUGACCAUUGUCGGGCUCGACAAGUACGGUUUUCUGGAAGUCAGAGGGACAAAGGGAGAAAAGUUUUCUGUGCAACCUGAUGGUAAUUCAUUCGAUAUGUUUGAAGGCCUCAUAGCACCAAAGUGAACAAUGUAUCAAUUGUAUUUUCAAGUUAUUUUUUGGUUUUCUGUUGAAUUGUUUGUUUUUGAGUUUCGCUUGUUCUUGUUACACUGUUAAUAAAGUUACCUGCAAAAUGUA